UUUAACGCGUUGUGUGAGCGAAAGAACACGUAUUGCCGUAGAAAAAAAAUAGUGUCAUUCGUAAAGCCUUGAGAUUCAAUCGCCUGUAACUCGUUUUAUAAGCCAUAUACAAUAUGUUAACGAGCUGUUCAUUAGCGCUAGUAUUUUCUAUACGAUGAAUAAAAAAGGAUGAAAAUCAAUUAGUAUUGAUGACUGGUUACAAUGUCAACCAGACUUCUAAUAGGAGCUGCCAGUGUUGCUGGAUGUCUCCUAGGAAUACUGCCUGUGGACUAUUUUACAAGAUGUACAGCAUGGUCUGUUUUGGGGCUCAGCUUAACAAAUGUAUAUGCCCAAGAAAACAUGAUAUUGUUUGACUUUACAACACGUAAAUCUCUGCAGGAUUGGUAUGAAGUAUCUGAUACAGUGAGAACUGUGGGAAUGUCAAAAGCUGUGCUUGCACUGCAAAAAACACAGAUAUUUCAACGUGCUGUGUUUUUUACAAUGUUGAAUCCUCAGCCUAAUGGUGCAGGAUUUGCUGGUGUACAGACGAGGACUGACAUAAAUCUUCAGGACUAUAAUAAGCUUUUGCUGCAUGUUCGGGGUCAAGGCAGUAACUCAGGCUACAAAGUAGUCCUCCAUCAUAAAGGACUUAAUUCUGAGCCACAUCCAUCAUAUGAACAGUUAUUUACAGCACCUAUGGGUUCCUUUGGCACAGUAGAACUUCCUCUCAGUGAAUUUAAACCUUAUUUUCGUGGGAGGGCUCUGAAUUCAUCAGAAGCUGGACCAUUAGACAAAAGCAGCAUAACAUCAUUUGGACUUCAAGUUUAUGGUGGUGUAUAUCUCCCAGUGAAACAGUCAGGGACGUCAUCACUUGAAAUAGACUGGAUAAAAGCUGAAAAAUGAAAUAACUAAAGUCUUGGUUACAUUUGGUUUUAGUUUUCACUUUUGACUAAUGUUUAUAUUUUGUACUCAUUUUUAUAUUUUGUAUUCAGAAUUUUGAAAAUGGAUAUAUGAUUCCAUUUUUUGUGCAUUGUGAGCUCGGUAUAUAUAUGAUUUGUUAUCUGGAGUAACUGGAAGUAAAAUUUAUUUGUUAAUGUUGUAUAAAAAACUUAUUGAAUUAAUAUAAUUGUAAACAGAACUCAAUAUAUUAGCCGGGAAAAAUAAUCUGUGAUAUUUCUAUCCUAUGAAGGGAAACUACUUUUCCUGUACAGUUUUACAUUCAACUUUGUAAGUUGUGCCUAAAUUGUAACUGACAUGCCAACCAACCACACCGAUGACUCAGCAGAAUUCUACAAAUUAAACUUACGGUAGAUUUAAAAAUGUUCCUUACCUUUGAUGAUUCUUCAGUAUAUCAUUUCUUUACAUUUCUGUAUUAACCCAAUUCAGAAUUCACUGAAGGCAGAGAUUUUGGGAAAACAAGAGUAUCCUGCUUCCCUUUCUUCACUGCAGGAGUCUCUGCACAUAAUCUAGCUAGUUCCCUUCACCCUUCAAUUCUCUCUCUGACAAGGCAGAAGAAAAUGUGAACAAAUAAUUAUUUUCCAUUUAACUUGCAUUCAUCAUCACAUGUGAAUGAGUGAGUGAAUGAACAUGUCCCUUUGUCCUUUUGAUGUCUUCAUCAUUAAUUUGAAUUGUUAAUUCACGGAGUAUAAACUUAACAACAAUAAAGUUUUCUGUUAUGUUGCCUGCUUAUGUCUAUAUUCUUGUGUGACAUUACAUAACCUUGACUACUGUUUUCCCAACAUGUAAUUUCAGUGAUUUGUUUAGCCUAAUUGUCGUGUAGUCAGUACUUAUCUUUGAAGAAUAUCUUCAGUUCGGUUACAGUUAACAAUGUUAUGCCCCACAAACAAAGAGAGAGUCUGCUGAUUAGGGCAUCAGUUUGCAAUGUUGUGCUUCAGAGAGAAACCAAUUGAACCAAUUAUUAUACUCAAGAAAAAACAAAACUGGAAUGCAAAGCAUUAAGAUUUUGUGGUUAGCAAUGUUAUCUGCUCAAGAAAAGGAAUAAAAGAGGAAAGUAAAGAAGCAACCUUGAGAGUACAACACUUGUAUCCCAGAGAUUUUUGUCAUUGUUUGCUGGAUGGCAAAGAAGUUUAUUGAAUCACUUGCUGUUAAAUUGAGCAGUUUUUGCAUGUGAGUGUAAGAAUUGGAGAUGCACUAUAUAAUUGUACAUCGCUUUGGAGCUGGUGUCACCGUAUUGGAUACCCCAAAACAUGGCACACUAUUGCGAUUGCUUCUUGUUUUCAAUUUUUGUUGUGUAGCAGUUGUUCUACACAGUAAAUGUUAAAGUGGUUUUAUGAAUAACACAGUGGCAGGAAGACCCAGUAAUAUGAGACAUUUUGUCUCAUUUAUGUAACUUUGUUUUUGUUAUAAGUUAUGAAUAAAUAAAAAGAGAAAUAUGUAA
This is a messenger RNA of Schistocerca piceifrons (Central American locust), 2377 nucleotides long. RefSeq lists its product as uncharacterized. Bases 202 to 882 code for a protein of 226 amino acids. The record is from RefSeq and is a predicted model, not a curated record. Gene Ontology annotation, biological process: NADH dehydrogenase complex assembly. Lineage: Eukaryota; Metazoa; Arthropoda; Insecta; Orthoptera; Acrididae. The transcript has 4 exons.